AGACAUUCAAAUAUGGCGGCGCCAGAGAUGGAUGAGGCGCUGAUGCUGCUCGCAAGGGUCCCGCUGCUGGAGGAGCCGCUCCAGGAGCUGCGCGCUUUGCGGCUGUCCUUACUCGCCGUGCCUCUCAGCGCUCUGCGGGAGCGGCGAGCCGAGCUCCCCUUGGCGGGACUCUUCACUCUCACGGCCCGCGGGGGAAGCAGUGAGCAGAUCUCUCUAUGUGUUUCCAUCCUGGAGCGGUUACUGCAGAUCAUGGAUCCCUUGUAUGUAAUCCAAAACUUUGGUGAAGAACUUCAGAAAGGGCUCUUCCAUCCAGAUAAUUCAGUCAAAAUUCUAACAAUAGCUCAGGUUGGAAAGAUAGUUGAAGAUUCCAGUGCUGCUAGAGAAAUCCUCAGCACUCCUGAGUUGCUGAGGCAGGUCAUUUAUUGCAUUGCUGAUGAGAACCUAGCAGUGGCAAAAGAGGCCAUCAUGUCACUGACAAAAGUAGCGCAAACUGCAGAGAGCUUGGAGGCACUGCUUGCAGGCAACUUUCUAGUUGACUUGAAAAAUGUCAUGACCAGGAGUGACAUUGUUCGUUGCCGUGUGUAUGAGUUGGUUAUCAAUAUCUCCUUGGUGUCGGCAGAUUCAUUGAAUUACUGCGUGAACAGCGGAUUAAUAUCAGAGCUGAUCAGGGAGCUGACGGGGAAUGAUGUUCUUCUCAGAGCUACGUGUAUAGAGAUGGUGACCUCUCUCGCCCGUAUUUACCAUGGACGCCAAUAUCUUGCCCAACAAGGAAUCAUUGAUAAGAUUUCCAACAUAAUCAUCGGGGCUGAUUCUGAUCCCUUCUCGAGCUUCUACUUGCCAGGCUUUGUGAAAUUUUUUGGCAACUUGGCUCUUGUUGACAGUCCUCAGCAGAUAUGUGAGCGAUACCCUGCAUUUGUGGAGAAAGUAUUCAGCAUGGCAGAAAGCCAAGACCCAACCAUGUUUGGCGUGGCAGUGGACACACUUGGGAUCUUGGGGUCAAAUGUGGAAGGGAAGCUAGUGUUACAGAAGAAGGGGAGUAGAUUUCAUCAUGUGUUAAACAGAAUAGGACAUCAAGCAAAGAAUGCCCGGACAGAGCUGAGAGUCCGGUGUCUUGAGGCAAUUUCAUCUCUUUUGUAUCUGCAGCAAGACCAGCAGACAGAAGACCUUCUGGGCAUGACAGAAUCCUGGUUCUCCUCUCUGUCCAGCCAGCCCUUGGAACUCUUCAGGAGCAUCAGUAACCAGCCCUUCCCUGAUCUCCACUGUGGUGCCUUAAAGGUCUUCACUGCCAUUGCUAGUCAACCUUGGGCCCAGAGGAUGAUGCUCAGUAGUCCAGGCUUUGUGGAAUACAUCGUAGACAGAUCAGUGGAACCAGACAAAUCUUCCAAGGAGGCCAAAUACGAACUUGUGAAGGCUCUGGCCAAUUCAAAGACCAUCGCUGAAAUCUUUGGAAACCAGCAUUACUUGAGGCUCAGGGCAUACCUGCGCGAAGGGCCUUAUUAUGUCAAGGCUGUUUCGACCACAGCUGUGGAAGGAGCUGAAUAACAUUGGAACAGCUGCUCUCUGGAGAUAAUGGACUUCUGGAUACGACUUCGCUUUGGAUGUGGAGGGGGGAAAAUAUCUGAGGAAGAAAUUGGUUUGGUCAUUUUUUCCCCUGCAUUUCUAACUCAGAAAUUUCACAUAGCUGGGAAAUAAUGUUGAGGACCAUGUUAAGGACUAUGCCAGUCAUGUUUAGCUUUAUUUAAGAGUUUGGAUGCUUAGUCAGCAGCUGGCAUGGGGCCUACAAAUCAUGGGAUCCUUUAUAAACAGUGGUUUUUCUGCCUUCUGUUAAUUCCUCAGUGAGAGAUGCAUUGUUAACAUAGCUGAACACCACAAGGUUGCCAGACUCCUAAAAGUGGUGAAAGCAGUGCAGAGGUGUGUGUGUUUUCAGUCUUUUUGCCCUGAUCUUAAAUGCUUUGCCUGUACUUCAUUGGUGCUUCCUCCAGCAUAUAAACUGCCCCAAUUGUUGUUUACAGGAAAGGUGAGCAAACCCUUUAACAUAUUGCACCUGUGAAGGGCAGAGGGAGAGAUCUGGGUGCUACAGGUGUCAAAUGGGAUGGUUUCUGGGUUGUUCCAAUUCAGAUUGUAGUGAGGAAUGCUCCCUAACAUAAAAUAAAGGUUGAAUUUUGAGAAGGCUAGAUUACGAUCUCCUGGCAUGCUGGCUCGUACAGGAAAUCAGGAGGAUUUUCUCCACCAUGUGCAGUGUGAACUGGUACAGCCCAGUAACAAAAAUCACAUGACUGGGGGUUAUUAUUAUUGUUAUUGUUAUUACUUCUUAUCCAUUUUAAGCUUUUCUACCAAGUGCAGUAGUGUGUUAAACAGGGACACCACCAGAAGGUGUUGGCUUGUAGUCUUAAUUGUUAACAGCAGCUGCAAAGACACAAAAGUUAGUAUGACUAAAUUUCAAAGGGUAAAAUUUCCUGCAGAGGGACCAAAGCUUUGAGGUGAAGGGAUCUGGGUUUAUUUUCACCACUACCUUCAUAGGUUGAGCAAUUUUUCUCCAUCCCAUGCUAUUUAGAAAAAUCAAUCCUUCAGGACUUCCUGAAGGGGGAGCCUAUCCAAUAUCCAGGUCUGUCACAGCUCUCAGGAGCUUCCGGUAGAGCUCUGAAAGUCACUAUUAAAUGGUGUUCAACAGCAAAUUUAUUUGCAGUCUUAUUUCUGCAGUCAGAUAAAGGGAAUUAAUCUCCAGAAACUCUAGAGUGGAAUGUCCGCCAAUGAGGGAUAGAUAAAUCCUGUUGGGUGAGUGAUCUGAGAGUGAGAAAGAAUUUCAACACUGGCCCAGGCAGCACUUAAAAUGCUGAGAUUAUUCCAGUGAAAAGACCUGCCGUUCCCCCUUUCCUUCUGUUUUUUAACUACCUUUGAAACUAUAUAAAUUAAUUCAGAAGUUAUUUACACAUCAGUUUAAGUGCUCAUGUAGAAUAUGACCUGGGGACUGAUUUAAGUUAUUAGUGAAGGUGCUUGCUAGGAAAUAAGCAGAAAGUAUGUUUUGAAUUAUAAAUCAAAAUAUACACAGACAAGAGAUUCUCUCUGAGAGGUUUUCUCUUGGGCUUGUUCUGUGGUUUCUUUGAGCCCCUGCUAUGAUUUAUGUCACUGGAAAGAAAAAUGACUUGUGUGGUUAUAUUAGUACUGUUUUGUGAAAGCUGUUUCACACUGCACAGCCAGGAUGGGGGACACUUAAUAGGUUCAAUAAUUUGAAGUAUGUCUGCCCAAUUUUGCGUUAUGGCUCAUUUUAAAUAAAGAAAUUUAGUUGACUAUUUUCAGUCUGAACAGGAAAAUGAUGCUCUUAACAUGAAAAAGUGUCGGCAGGACAGGAAUACAUACGAAAACACAGCUGGUCAACUAGUGAUUCAUUCUGAGAGAGGAGAAUUCUUUGAAAUUUAAGAGCAACUUUACACAAAGAGCUACAGUUUUAAUAAAAGAGAACUGAUUUGCUCAAUUGACCCAGAGGACAUUCUACUCUAGGGAUGAUAAACUGAUGCCCUCCUAGAUGGUGUGUUAUAGCUCCCAUCAUCCCUGUCCAUUGACCAUGCUGGCUGGAACUAAUGGGAGUUGGCCUCCUCAACCUCCCCCAGAGGGCUGCGCAAGAUCCCCAGUUCUAAUCUUGCUCUGCUUCUGAUAAGUCACCUACCACAAUCUUGGUUCCCUAGAUAUCAUUGGACUGCAGUUCUCAUUCCUCCUGCCUAUUGGGGGAUACUGGCCUAGGCUGAUGGGAGUUGGAAGUCCAGCAACAUCUGAGGACCCAGGGUUGGGAAAGGCCGACUUACCAGAUGCCACUGAAGUUUGCAAGAAAGUGUAAAAGCAACAACAGCCUCCCCUGGUCUUGAUUGUCUGUUACCUUAACGUACUUGAAAAGGCUAAUAAGUGGUGGAUUGGUCUAUCCUUUGAUCACUGAUAUUGAUGGAAUAUGGCAGGGAGGAGAGGUGAUGAGCUCCUGACUAUUCAGUGUUUGGGUGGGUAAAAUCAUCUAUACAUGUCCAAGGAAUACUGUGAGAGCUGGUUGCUGCCAUGUCUGGCUGUCACAUUACCAUCCACACCAGUGCACGUGAAAACAGGUUCUAUCCAUGCACAGAUGCAUCAUUUAAAGAACUUCCAUCCACUCGUGGAGUGGACUAGUUCACAUGACCUUGUGACUCCUGCUCAUGUUCUGUGAGUGUUCAUCAUCUAUACUCCUGUUGUGUGCAUGUUGUAAAUGGGAAGUUCAGAAUAGAGAAAAACUUACGCAAAGCACAAGUAGUCAGUGGAAUUCCUUGCAACAGGAUGCUGGCCAUGGCUCCUAGCAUAAAUGGUUCAGCAGAGAAAAUCCAUGGUUAAAAUCAAACUUUUUUGGGUCAGUUUAAUCAGCAAAAUGGAGUGCCUCAUUCUGUAAGGCAUCAACACUCAGGUGUUUAAAUCCAUCCAGGUAUGUCAUGAUUUUGCAGGAUACCAACCCAUAAUACGUUUCUAGUACAGUGCAGUCCUUGCCGUUGCUGAUCUCCUCCCAUUCUUGGAGCAGCUGGGUAUCUCUUGCUGUAGAGGAGGUGAAAAUGAACUUGUAGCAGCAGCGGUUGUAGCGAAUGUGCUUUUCCCCAGAAAAUCGAGAACUGUGAGCAGGCACCACACCAGCUGCUUUGCUGCAGAGUCCCACAAAGGCCCCAGGAGGCAGUGAAAGAGGAACUUCUCCAGAGGUUACGUAGAUCUUCCGAGCCACAUCCUGUGAGAUGACAAACGCAGUCGCACUGCAGUAGUCGGGAUAAUAAUUUUCUGGGUAUUUUUGUUGGGAGACAAAGCCAUGACUUUGAGGGUCUCUGUUGGGUUUCUCUUGAUGAACCAGCCUCCCAAGGUAAAUGUCUUCGGGAUGGGUUCUUAAGUUGAGCAAGUACUCGACCAAACUUGGGAGGUUGAUGAACAUCAUCUCAUCUGCUUUGAGAAUGAACCGGGCCCUGGAGCAGAAUGUUAUGGCCCACUCCACAGCCAUCAGUGUCUUCAGUGUCUGGUUCUCUACAGAGUCCAGGAAGGAGCCUUGAAUGAGGUCCUGAUGCUUCUCCAUCUCCUGGACUACCUCCAGCUGGGUGCCUUCUGAAGAGGGCUUGCCUAACACAAAAAAAACGAGAGUACCAUAACCCCUGAUGUGUGUCUGGUUGGCCCAUGUUUCUCUAAUGGUGUUGCGCCUUGACAAGUUUUCGGGGCUGCCAAAGACUAGGACAAGGAGGAAGAUCUCUUGGUUGGAGCAGGCCUCUGAUCUGCUAGCUACAUAAGACUUGGAGAUAUUGGCCUUCAAGGGGGUCAUAUCCAGCUUCCGUGCUCUCUCCCUGGCUUCGAGGACCUUCAUGUCUGUGUAGGUGGUGGGGAGUGCUCGCAAGAAGUAUUCUUCCACAAGAUCGGCUCCGAAGAACAAAAUGUGGAAAAGAACAACAUUAAAAAGAAUGAAGCACCACUGGUGGGUCCUUAGCCGGCAGAAGAUAAGCUGCAGGGCAAAAAAGAGGAGAGGUUUAGUGUCUGCUUCCUCUUCAAGAGUGUGUUGUACAGUGAUACUUCCACCACCACCAUAAUAAUAAUAAUAAUAACAACAACAAUAAUAAAUAAUUUAUUAUUUAUAUCCCGCCCAUCUGGCUGGUUUCCCCAGCCAUUCUGGCCGGCUUCCAACAAAAUAUUAAAAAUACAUUAAAAUAUCAGUCAUUAAAAACUAAACAGGGCUGCCUUCAGAUGUUUUCUAAAUGUCAGGUAGUUGUUUAUCUCCUUGACCUCCAAUGGGAGGGCGUUCCACAGGGCGGGCACCACUACCGAGAAGGCCCUCUGCCUGGUUCCCUGUAGCUUUGCUUCUCGCAGUGAGGGAACCUAAGAUGUGAAGCAAAGUUACCUGGGUUUUGCAAAGGUGCAGAUGGAAUUUGGAUUGCUCUGCUACUUGCUGAAUAUAGUGAGAAUCCAAUGGAAGCAUCCAAUUGCUUCUCUCAGUGAGGGAACCGCCAGAAGGCCCUUGGCGCUGGACCUCAGUGUCCGGGCAGAACGAUGGGGGUAGAGACGCUCCUACAGGUAUACUGGGCCGAGGCCGUUUAGGGCUUUAAAGGUCAGCACCAACACCUUGAAUUGUGCUCGGAAACGUACUCACACUCAACCAACUCGCAUCCUGCAACCAUCAUCUGAGGCUCUUCUUCAUGUGCCCCCCUCUGAGUGGUAAAAUGAGAAUGGGCCUUUUCUAUGGUGGCUCCCAACUUCUGGAAUGCUCUUCCCAGGGAGGCUCACCUGUUGCCUUCAUUGCACAUCUUUAGGUGCCAGGCUAAAAUGGUCCUCUUCUCCCAGGCCUUUGGCUAAUUUAACAAUCUAUGGUUUCUUAAGCGGUGUGUGUUUGUGGUUUUUAUUACUAUGUUAUGCAUUUUUAUAUAGUAAACCGACCUGUGAUGCUUGGAUGAAGGGUGGUAUAGAAAGUUUAUUAUUAUUAUUAUUAUUAUUAUUAUUAUUAUUAUUAUUAUUAUUAUUAUUUAAUAAUAAUAAUACACCCUCCUCUCAUAGUUGUAUAUGGACUACUUCCUUCUGCUGUGAUCCUAUAUGAGUGCCUAAUAUUACCAGGCACGUUCUUCUGCCUGCAGUGUCCCCCCCCCCAUUCCCCAUAGUAGUUCGGUGAAAGAGCAUCAGCUUUACAUGCAGCAAGUACCGGGUUCGAUCCUCUGCAUCUCCAAGAAGGGCUGGGAAAGUUUGCUGCCUGGAGCCCCUGAAAGCUUAUGCCAGUUGGUGUAGGUGAUACUGUGCCAGA
This is a messenger RNA of Zootoca vivipara (common lizard), 6763 nucleotides long. RefSeq names its product proteasome 26S subunit, non-ATPase 5 (gene PSMD5). Gene Ontology annotation, cellular component: cytosol. The record is from RefSeq and is a predicted model, not a curated record. Gene Ontology annotation, biological process: proteasome assembly. NCBI's taxonomy places the organism in Eukaryota, Metazoa, Chordata, Lepidosauria, Squamata, Lacertidae.